This is a messenger RNA of Chrysoperla carnea, 1253 nucleotides long. RefSeq names its product carbonic anhydrase 2-like. Gene Ontology annotation, cellular component: cytoplasm. NCBI's taxonomy places the organism in Eukaryota, Metazoa, Arthropoda, Insecta, Neuroptera, Chrysopidae. The coding region runs from base 132 to 929 and encodes 265 amino acids. The transcript has 6 exons. The record is from RefSeq and is a predicted model, not a curated record. Gene Ontology annotation, molecular function: carbonate dehydratase activity; zinc ion binding.
AUAAUUAAUCUAUUAUUUCAUUUUCAGGAAAUGCCCAAGACUUUGGAUAUGACGGUCAAAAAGGGCCAAACCAUUGGCAAGAACAGUUUAAGCAAUGCGUUGGUAAACAUCAAAGUCCAAUAAACAUCGAUAUGCAUACUGUAAUUAAAACUAAAUAUCCGCAAUUAAUUUUUAAUAACAUCGAAAUCGAACAUGAAACCGAAAUUAUGAAUAAUGGACAUACAGUUCAGAUGAAACUUAAGGAUGAUACACCAAUGCCAACAGUACAAGGUGGUCCCUUACGAAGUACAUACCAAUUUGUACAGUUACAUUUUCAUUGGGGUGAUAAUGAUACUUUUGGAAGUGAAAAUCGAAUUGAUAAUCAAACGUUUCCAAUGGAAUUACAUAUGGUCUUUUAUAAUACAAAAUAUGCAAAUUCAGCUGAAGCAAUGGAACAUCCCGAUGGUUUGACAGUUUUGGCAUUUUUAUAUGAGGUAUCCGAAGAAAAUAAUAAAGAUUAUGUAGAUUUUGUUGAUUCGUUAAAUAAAAUCCAUGAUGUUGAUACAUCAACACCAAUCGCACAUAAAGAGAGUAUAUUAGAAUUGAUUCGGCCAGUGGUUGAUCAAGGUCUUUCUGAAUAUUUUACAUAUGAGGGUUCAUUAACAACACCACCAUGUUCAGAAGUUGUUAUUUGGAUUGAAUUCUCUGAUUAUAUUAAUCUAUCGCAUCAACAGCUCGAUGAAUUUCGUCAAUUGUCCGAUCACGUUGGUAAAAUGAAACAUAAUUUCCGGCCAGUCCAACCCAUCAAUGAUAGACAUGUAUAUUUAAAUUGUGAUUAUUGUGAUAAUGAAGUGGAUAAUGGACGUGGAGCAGCUACCGCAAUUACAUCAAAUACAAUUACAAUUAUAGUAUUAGUAACAAUAUUAUCAUGGCUUAACAAAACACAUUAAAAAGGCAUAGAAACAAAUACAAGAGAGUAUACGCAUACGGCUUAAUAUUACUUAAAAAGCAUUUAACAUGUUUACGUUUUAUGUAACAUUCCUCAGGGUUGUCAAAUAUUUAAUAAUCAUUUUGUGACUGACCACAAUGUACAAGUUGUUCCAUUUCAAACGAAGCAGACAUUUAAUUCUUGUUCUUUUAUCUCGGCGUAGUACACUGAGUAUAAACAGAAAAAGAUAGUUCUAUAACAGUUUUAUAUGACUGUUAUUUUCUAUCUAUACUCAGUGUCCAUAGUGUAUACACAUGGGUACAAAAAAGAACAUACAAUACACUAC